Molecule: messenger RNA, 8667 nt
Organism: Lutzomyia longipalpis
Lineage: Eukaryota; Metazoa; Arthropoda; Insecta; Diptera; Psychodidae
Exons: 10
Coding region: 5715-8531 (938 amino acids)
Source: RefSeq, a predicted model, not a curated record
AACCGACCACCUCAGAUUGGGCUCAAACUUGGUAUGAGCACGUUUUAGACAUCCCACAUUACGAAAAUGGUGGUGGAAAAUUUUUGAUCCGGCCGGCCGGCCUUCCGGCCGGUGGUCCAAACUUUGCCUUAUAUCUCGAGAACGAUAACAGAUAGAGACUUCCGGUUUGAAGUUUUCUAUAGAAAUGUGGGUGUAAAAUUUCAUUUUUUCGCAUUUUCAAAAUCCAAGAUGGCCGCCGUCCGCCAUUUUGAAAUACCGUCAACCACUUCCCUUAAAGCUAGAGAUCUGAAAUUUUAGUAUGUUGUACAGCUCAGUGAGAUGUUUACAUAAACAAAUCAUACUUGAAAAUCGGUCAAGCGGUUUAGCAAAUAUGGCGGCCUAAAGCAAAAAGUGUUUUUUCGAUAUAACUCGAGAACGGCUUGACCGAUUUCGACCAUCUUGGUAUCAAAUGAAAGGUAUUUAGAAGCCCUACAACUGUUUCAAACAUUUCAAGUUUCAAAAACAUCCGCAGGAGGCGCUAAAAUCAAAAACAAAAAUUGUCGAACUUUAAGGGGCAUUGUCUCCGAAUCCCCAUCAUAGAUUUCCUUUAAAUUUUGAUAUGUUGUAGCCUGACUCAAUAUCUUUCACCAGUCCGAAAAUGAAGAAAAUCUAUGUCGCCGUUUAGAAGGUAUGGCCAUUUGAAAAAUUCUUGAAUUUGAAAAGUUCUAAGAGCCAUAUCUUUUGAACCGCUUGUCUGAUUUGACUCAACUUAGUAUCAAAUUAAAGGUUUUGCAAUUAUCUACAACUUUCUAGAACAUUAGAAACCUCUAGAACCAUUCCUUGAGGACAAAAAGUGCAAAAAACUGUUUUGAUCAAACAAAUAUCCGCCAUUUUUGUUUUGGAUGUGACCUUGAAAAUUAUUGAAAUUUAUGUCAAUUUAUAGCCUGUUUUAAUACCUUUCCAAAACUAGUCAAGAAAUUUCUGAAGGUCUUGUGGAACUUGAGAUAUAACCAUUUUUGUCUUUCGAAUUGAUGAAUUUCAUAAAAAAAUCAACUUUGCCUACUAAUCCUACUUACAAAUACGCAUAGACUGACUCAUCCGCGUUGUGGUAUACCAACUCUAAUAACUGGACGCGUUAUGAUUGACUUCUCUCUGUUUCAGAAUUUAGCGUCUUUUAUAAUUUAUAUUUUUUUUUCUUUAAGAGUUUUCCAUUUUUUUUUUAAUAAACAAAUAUUAUUUUGAAGAUUUGGAAGUCAAGUUGGACCUCUUUGGUUUCUACGUAUACAAGGAAAUAAAAUAUAAUGAUAUAAAGCUACCUAAGAAUUUUUCCUACUGUGAAUAUCCUAUGGGUAAACCAACACAUUUUACUGUGGAAUUAAUAGAUUCAUGUAUAUUAAAAAUUUGCCUUAUGUCUAAUUAUACUACAAAAACAACUGGACGGUAUUUCAAUGAUUUUUUUGAUAUUGAAUCAAAUAUAAGUUUGUGGCUCGAUUAUAAGGAUAUUCCAGAAAAUGUGUUAAAUUUAAUUUAUCAACAUUUACAGAACUAUUAUACAUAUCAUUACUUUCAUUUAGCAUUAAAAAUAAGUAAUGCAAAUGAGUGUAGGAUCACUACAAAAAUCGAAAGAUCAUUGUUUAUUAGCUAUAUGUAUCCCAAACCUUUUAAUUUUGCAUCUAAUCAUGAUAAAGUCGAUCCUAUGAAUUUUUUACAGAAAGACGAACCCUACAGUAGAUUUACAGUAUUUCCAAAGACAUCAACAAUUUCAGAAGGUAGCAGAUAUUUUUAUUCUCUUGAAGUGGAGUUAAUAAAAGUAACUCAUAAUAUGGGCAAAUUCAUUUUCCAAUGGAUACCAAAUUGUCCAUCUCUAUUAUUAUCCGGAGGAUAUUAUUUAAACAUUCGUCUAUUUUUGCAAAAUGGAAAAGAAUUGAUGAGAAUUCCUGCGACGAGGAGCUUCGAAGAUACAGGUUUUUUCGUUCUCAAUAAUCUUCCAUACAGUUCUACGGUAUAUAUAGCUUACAUCAGGAUUAGCAUACCGCCGACAGUACCAAUUAAUACUUUAAGGAGCUUUAAUCAUGAGAAGAUUUUAGUUUUCGUGACAAAUGAAAAUGAUCAAAGAACAGAUCCACAAUUAAUUGAAGAAAGCGUAGCUAUAUUUUGGCCACGUCUAAGUGAUAACGAAUGGACAGGCUUGAACUAUCGAGAUAAUUUUCUGUUAAAGCUUUGUAAUUCUGUUCCUUAUCCAAUGCAUCAAAGGCCUUAUAUAAUUUAUCCAUAUAUCGAGAAAAAUAAAUCAUUUUAUACAUCUAAAUAUUGUUAUAAGAUGAACCAUAAUUUGUGGGGUUUUAAUAAUAAUCAUGUGUUUAAGGAUAAAAUUUGUUCAUCAAUGAAAGCCAAUAAUGUAGGAAUUUACUACAAGGAUGGUGUAUACGAAGUUACAUGGGGUGCUUCAUUUCACACCUAUAUAAUGGAAUAUUUGCUAAUAUAUUGUUCUACAAGGAACAAUGAAUUGAUUACUUACAAACCUAUUAAUACAUAUUUUUUAAAUAUUCCAAUGAAGAAACAUUCUGAAAAUUUUUUUUUCUUCACAAAAACACAUUUUCCUUAACAUACAAGAAUUUUGAAAAUUUAACAUUCGCAGUGGCACCACAAUAUGAUUCACGGGAAUCAUGUAGUCCAGAAUUGGUUUUUGGUGAAUAUUUAAAUGAAAGGAGAAUUUUUCAAUUAAUAAACUACGUCCCAUUAACGGAUAAAAGUGUUCUAAUUUACUACAAGGAUAUGCUAAAAAAUUCAAUUUGUGAAUUUUUACUUUCAGACAAAUCAACAGAAAAAACAACAUAUUUCCAAAUAACUGAUGAAUCUUGCAAUAUCCCUGAUAAAUCUAUCUUUAAAGUUCACAAGAGAAAUGACAAUGAAUUUAUAAUAAAUUAUAAUGAUCAAUUUCUUAUAUUUGAAUUUUGCAUAAAAGAACAUAACUUUAUAGUAAAUCCAAAAGGGGAUACUGUGUAUGUCACAAUAGUUCAAAAUGCAACAAAACCUCGAAUUCGAUAUACAAUUGAUUCAAUUUUACUUCAAAAUAAUGGGAAUACUAACAUUACUGCUACUAUACAAAUAAGUCAGAAUAUUGGAGGCAAAAAAGUUUGUCCCACAAAUUACACUAUAACGUAUGCAAAAGAAAUGGGUCCUCCUGGAAAUGUUACCCUACUUAAUAAACGAAUAUUACUGAAAGAAAAUAAAUAUCAAAUAACAUGUAAAAUUGACAAAAAUAUGUCCGAUACAACAGAAUUUCAGAUGGAAAUUUUAGUACUUAAAAUAUAUAAAACUUUUAUUGAUUCAUUUCAAGGACAUAUUACUACUAUGACAAAUACAAAUUGCUCAUUUAUAAUUCCCAUUUGUGAAGAAACAAUUCUAUUGAAGCAAUACAGAAUUAGGGGAAUAAAUGAAAAAGAGAAAUUCGGUGAAUGGUCUGAGAAUGUGAUAUUAAAAAAUGAUGAAAUUUGCCCCCAACUAUCGAAUUUUUCGUAUGCAAUUUCAAUGGUAAUUGUAUCAGUUAUAAUUGUAACUAUUCUUGCGGUUACGAUUCGCAUUUAUAUAUUAUUAUCAAAGGAUAUAUUUUUAAUAUCAGAAAUUGAAUUUCCAAUUUCUUUACGUGAUAUUAGACGAGCUUCUCCAAAUCCAAUUAAUCCUAUAACUCAUUCAAGAUCAAGAAGUAAUAGUCGAAACUACAAAACUUUAAAAGAGAAAAGCAUUAUUAAUAGAAUUGAUGAGAACCAAGAAGAUCAAUCAACAUCUUUGGGAUCAGGGGGUAAUCGACUCAUGCUCAGAAUGUACAGCGAGACUGCACCGCGAGUGACAAAAGUGGCAAUAAUGGAAAAGUUCCAGGAAAUGAACCGAGAGUGGCAAGAGUCGGAUACCCCCUGUUUAGGAUACAGAUUAUUGAGGGACCUAAUGAAAAGUGAACCAAAAAGUCUUGAAUUAAAUGCGCAAAAGAGCCAAGAAAGGCAAAUAACAUCGUCAAUACCACUGAGUGAUUUAAUAAGGACAGAAAAGGAGGAUAAUUCUUCUGCAGAAGAUAGUCUUUAACAAAAAGAAUGAACAAAGUAAAUUGCCGCUACGUUUUUAAAUUAAUCGCACCCCACUUUGCAACACAAAAAUUAAAAAAAUAUAUAAAUCACAAACUGUUAUAGAAAGAAAGUUUUAAAAAUAGGGUAGUACAUAUAGCGCUAAUAUAGGUUGUUAACUAUUCUUUUUAUGGCCAAAAAAAUAACUGAAAUCGUUUAAGCUGUUUAAAUGAAUUAGGAGUUAUCUUUUUGUCGUUUAUGCACAACUUACAAAAAAAAAUAGAACGUUUCUAUUUGGGAUUAAUUUGGGAGCUGUAACAUUAUUCUCUGUAAAAAUUUUACCACAAAGUGAAUGUAUUUUUUUGUAAUAAAGUUUAAAAUUGAUAAAAUUGCAUUUUCUUUAAGCUUUUCUUUAUUUCUUAAAAAAAAACCGUUUUGAAUGUUUUUUAAAAGGAAUCACAACUGAAACUGUUUUAGAGAAGAUUUUUAUUUUAUUUUUAAUGAUAAGAAAUAAUUAAUAGUCAAAGAUGGCUCAUUGAAGAAAGAUCCAACUCCAAAUUCAAUUGAUUUUAUUCAUGAAAUCUUAUCAAUUUCUUAUUAAAAAGCAUUAAAAAUUCAAAAUAGUAAUUUAUCAAGAAUUUCUAUGAUAAAAUUACAAUCUAAAGCUAUUCCUGACUGAGAUUUCAUUGCACCAGCCUCAUAUAAUCUUAUCUUCGGGGUCGUGGGAACAAUAAAUUUUGUUUUCAAAGAUUUUCCAUGCAUUUCCCUGAAGAUAAAACAUUAUAUGUAGACGUCUUACCUAAUCUCGUAGUCAAUUGUUGAGAUUUUCAUUCUUUGCAUUAGCUCACGUGACCAUCUUCCUCAACAUCUAUUUACGCACUGAAUACUCCUUCCUGUUGGCUUCUUAUCACAAUUAAUGUGCGUGCACUUCCGGAGGUCUGGCUGAAUUUUGAGGAAAGCAUUCAAGAGUGAUUGGAAAUGGCGGAGACUAACAAAAAAAGAAACAUAUUUCGCCGAAAAUGCGCGAGAGCUGCUGAUAAUGGGCUUGUCUUCUUGUCCGACUGCGAAAUGCCUCCCAGUUUGCUUCUGAGUGUCUCACAAAUCGCCACGAAUUUGCAAUAUAGUCAAGCUUUGCCUCUGAUAAGAUUACGCGAACUCAAAGUGAAUUUUUUUAGGAUUCUUUUUUAACGAAUCUUUGUUGUGCUCCAUUUGGCGGAAAAGGCGCGAAGGGAGAUUAGAGGAUUUUAGGAGAAAAGGAAGUGAUGGCUUUUUGCGUGCUUUGGAGUAGCAUUGUGUAUGGUGGACAGAAGGCAUCCUUAUCGAAGUUCCGGCUAAUUUGAUGUGUCUCCUAAAAAUAAGUUUAAUCUGAUAAGAAAUUCGCGCGAUAAAUCGAAAGACACAAAAUUUGUGCAAAUAUUUAACGCCGAAUUAUUGAAAGUUUCUCCUCAGUGCGGUUUAUUGAGCAUAAAAUUAAUUCCUAUGCCUUCCUGGGUGCAUGCAGUAAUGUCGAAGGUGAUGGAUGGGACAGUUCGGAGAAGUGAUAGUACCAGAACGGAUUUCAAUUAAGUCACAAUUUCUCACAUCCGCGCCUAAAAUUUUGGGGUUCACGAGAAGACACGGCAAAGUGGAAGACAAAGGUUCGGCGUUGGUGGUGGUAAUUAGUGCUCAAGGAAUAGGAUGAAAGUGUCAUGGAUUGUGCUUGCGAUUCUCUACUACAUAAUCACCACUUCUGCCCAUACCAGGAAAACUCCAGACUUUUCCUGCUACUUUGGCAAUUGGACUAAUGGCGUGUGUAAAUUUCCCUGGGAUGGAAUAACAGACUUCAAUCAGUGUGCUGUUCUCCUCACAAUACAAGAUCUAAAGAAAGAUGAGGAAAAUCUGAGAAUUUUCUGUGACUACGAAGUCUCUGUCUGUUCAAUUAAGAUCGAUUUCAGCUUGUAUGACGACCUAUAUGGGCUGUAUACUACUUGGGCCAAUAUUCGAAUUUGCUUCGAAACGGAGGAAUACAUUGAUGCAAAGCCAUUUCAAUUUGAAAGAAAAGAAGUUACCAAAGCUAAUCCACCGGAAGAGAUUGUGGUGAAAACUGCUACACCCACCAAUGCAACCCUUGACUGGACUAACCCGGAUUAUUGCAUAGACCUUGAUUAUCAUGUGAGAGCUGAAGUUUUCUCAAACAGCCGUGAACAAUUUAAAGACAUUUAUUGGAGUGAAUAUAAUUGUUCAGAAUCCGUUAGAGGAAGUAUUUUCAUCCCCAAUCUCCCCUACAGUGAUCACAAUUACCUCGUAAAGAUAAGGCAAAAGUAUGUGAGUGCUCCUGAUCUUGAAAAGUUCUGGUCCGAUGAAGUUGUCUAUGGCUUUAGGACUAAACCCUCUCGUCCAAGAGUAUCCCCUCAAACAGCACUGGGAGCAUUCCACACGGCUCAUGGAGGAAAUGUGACGAUCUUCUGGGUGGGAUUGGAGAAGAAAUAUUGGUCGGCAUCCAAUUUUACCUACAUCGUCUCCUAUUGCCACGAUUAUCAGUUCAACACCCAAAGCAACUCUUCAAGGCAUGUUUUGUGGUUAAAUGAACUUGAUGGGCAACCAAAUGAAUAUUCAGUACUUAAAAUUCCCGAAGGAGACAUUGAAAUAUGCCUGAGAAGUGGAAAUUCUCUCGGAAAAUCUGAAUCAUUCACAAAAAUGAAGAUCUUCGAUACAAGUCUACCACCCAUUCGGUGGGUUAAAAAAGUCCUGACCAACAACACCUAUGAGAUUAUUUGGAGUGUCUCACCGGCGGAAAAAGUUACUCAAUUUAAGCUAUUUGUCUGCAAAGUAGAUUCAGUUGAGUCAGAAAGCUGUAGGAGUUCUAUUGUGAAGGUGAUGAAGUUGUCCAGGAAGAACUUUCGAUACAGGUAUAAAAGUGAAGAGAUUCUAGCAUUUGCCGUUGCACCAAUUUAUGGUGAUAAAAGUCCAGGAAUGACGUGGGCAAGGAGAAGAACGAAGCUACCAGAAAUCCUCAUUCGAGGUGUGGAGCCUGUUAAUACAACUUCCGUGAAGAUUUUGUGGUCUCCACUCAGAGAUUCCUUGAGUAGCAUCAGGACAAAUAUUUCUUUGAUUUAUCUAAAUCCAAAUGAACCCGAAGGUAGUUUAACAAUUUCAAAAGCCAACAGUAAGAUGCAGCAGGAAGGUAUCUAUUGGACAGAGAUUGGUGGUUUACCACCAGAAUCCUCAGUUACCAUUAAAUAUGAUGAUGAUCUCCUUCCUGUAAGAUCCUGCCCGAAUGCAAUUAAAUUUGACCUUAGGCAUGGGGUAGCUUCAGUAAAUGUUCACUUCUACCCUGAUCGGAAUUCUCUGUGGACAACAAAACUCAAUGGAUCAGUCAAAGAAGACAAAAGUCAAGGAUCUAAACUUGUCCUGAAAAAUCUCCAAAGGCACACAACGUACCUCUUGGAAAUUGAAUCCUAUACAAUGGACAAUGGAAGGAAACAAUGUGUGUUAGGUCAGAGGAAAUUAUUCAGGACUAAGUCCGGAAAACCAGGAGCUGUUAUCACGAAAGUGAUUAAUGAUGGAAUCUCACUACAUUUAGAUUGUAAAGUUGAAGAAAAUGUAAAUGAAGAUACGAUGUAUGAGAUGAGAUUGACAGUGAAGAGGAAUCGUGCUGAAGGAAAUUCUUCAAAGGUCACAAGCAAGGAGUGCAAAUUCAGGAUACCCUACGAGUGUGAUGAUAACCUUUUUGGAUACGAGUACUCAAUGAGAGCUGUAAAUGAUGCUGUUGAUGAAGAGGAUGACGCUGAAGGAAUUCCUGGGCCAUGGACUGAAGUUGCUUUCUACAAUGUUAACGAUUUAUGCCAACGAAGGGAGUUCAUUGCUCUUACUUUUAUGCUCAUAACUCUGGGAAUUGUGGUUUUCUUCCUCAUCCUUUAUUUAGUCCUUGCUAAGUAUUAUAAUCUAAAAGAAAUGAAUGAACUCAAAGUUGACAUCCCAAAAGGACUCAAGGAACUUCCAAUUGAGGAAUCCCACAAAAAUGGUCCAAUCCAACAGAAUAAUGUGAAAAUGGAGGAAAUCACUGAGUGUGUACCUUUGUUAGACCUUAGGAAGAGGGUUAAAGUUGAGAAAAGUCCUACGCAAAUACGAGAAUACAUUUUGAAUAUUGGGAAAUUUAAUAAUAAGGAGCAAGAUAGUGAGAGUGGAUCGGAUGGUUUUGCAUCUAAUUUACAUGAAGAAGUUGUUGAUGCGGAAAUUCAUCGAGAUCUCCAUUCAAAUGCAUCACAAACGAGUAUUCCGGACACAGCCGUUAUAGGCAGUUCAGAACCGACUCGGACUCCUCCUGAGAAAUCCCAAGAAGCUCCCAGUACAUCAGAUUAUUACAAAGUUUCUGACCUUAAGAUUCUACCUAAACAAGUUAAAGGUCCCACCGAGGAUACCCCACCCUUCCUUAAUGGUUACGUUGCUCGUCAAGGAUUCAGACCAUCUCCGGAGCAUGUUAAACAAUUUCUAGGGACGUCAUAUUAUAAGUGAAAUUAUAUCACAAAAUUGCCAAAAAUUUAUUAUUUAAAAAUAUCUCAAUAAACUGACAUAUUUUGAUAAUCAUUAAAAAAUUUUCAUAUAGAGAAGAAAUUUGAUGAGAAUAAAAACAUUUUAAUUAAUCUGCAAA